GACUCCAUGAGGGCUGAGUUUCUCUGGCUCACGCUCUUUCCGGAGUUCGAUACUCACGCUCAUUUCGCAGCCUUAUCUAAACCGUCUUGCAGGAAGAUUCCCUCGGAAGCGGAGGUUCAGUCUUGAGCAGAUUUUUCAUCCUGAAAGGUGAAGUGAAAAGCUCGGUAACAGAACAUAUUGUCUGUGGAAUUAUCUGGAAAAUUUUCCACUGUUUUUUGGUUUUUCAGUUCUUUUACAAGGGCAAUUGUUAAGUUUUACCUUGGAAAAAAGCCGAAAAUAAGUGAUCGAGUGGUGUAGUGGACCCUUCGGGUGGGGCUGUGCCCCGGGAAAGUGCUCUAGUGUAGCAGGCUGGAAAGGUGCGAAUUUCCAGCAAAGAUGGGAUUAAAGGAUUCUUGUUAAGAAGUCUGCUGGCACAGCUGAACACAGAUUGUUGCUCCACCUGAACAGAGUGGUCUAUUUCGGCAGAUAGCCGGGAAAGUAACCGUAGCAGUUCCAUUAGAGGAGACUCUCGUAGAAGCAGUGCAGAUCCCAUAACCAGUGUAACAAAUCGGAAACCCACAAGCAGCUUGCUAGAGGACCAACAUCUCACCUAGCCCCCCCCCCCCCCCCCCUCGCCCAGAAAGGGGAUCUCGCUGAAUACAAACCCGUGCAAGCGAGAGGGGGCAAGCAUAACUUUAAAGUGAUGUAAUAAUAGCACAAUGUCAAAUAUUGACAUAUCGACGACAGCAGUAGCAGCAUGGACACACAAACGGCGACAACUAGUACAACUGCUGGUGGUAGGAUGGAUGAUCCUGGCCAACGUUGACAGUAGCACCGUUUCGGCCGAGGGCAAUAUCGGAUGCCUCUUCGCCGAGACGCUCUGCGUCGAACAUCUAGAGUGGUGCUACGAUGAUUUCGUAUUCGGCAAAUGUCUUCCACAAUAUGGACUAGAACCGGAGGAACUUUUUCGGGAACCGCUGGAUGAAGACCAGUCCCGUUUCUUGGCCAUAAUGCUGGAAGACCUACAGGGCGCUGGCCUGGGAUGGGAGCACGUAUUUACCCAGUGUCGUAUGCAGGGAGCUCUCUUUGCAAUGCGUUCCAAUACGGAGAUUCCUCGGAAUUUGUGUGCCAAUCUGGCACCAGAUCCAGAAGUACUUGGCCCCCAGAGCCCGCUAGCGUUUGUCCGUUUCACUCCACCCAACGAUGAAUACGCCGAUGAGGUAUACUAUCCUCCUCUGAAAAAGUCCUCAUCGUCGGCACCGUCUCCGUCGUUCUAUCCUUCUGCUUUACGCACCGUCAAAAAAUCCUCAAACAUAGAGCUUCUUCCGGAACCUCUAGUACCUAUGAUCCCGAAAUAUCAUCACACCCCGAUUGUGGAAGAUAUGGAACCGAUGUCAUAUCCUAUCAUAACCCCCCUCAUUGACCAACAGCAGGAAGAACGGGAACGAAGCCGUCUCCGGGAGCUACGGAACCGAGCUGCCCUACGAAGAAUGCUACAGCAACUGGAGAUUAGCAAUUUCGGACCUCAACGUUAUCCUAGUCCAGACGUCACCGAUUACCUCGACGAUCAGAUUCCCAACGAGAUGGAACACUUCCACAAGCAACCACCUUCCUUCAACGAAAAACGUGAUCACUCGAUUUUCAAGGAACAGAAAGCCGAUAUUGACGAGGAAAAGGCUCUGAAACAGUUAGUAGAAAAACUGACCCCUUUGGACGUUCCCGAUUACACCUUCAUAAAUCCGAAGACAACUUCUUUCCGCGAGUAUGCCAACAAGCAUCACAUUCCUAAGAUCUCGAAUUUCGCUCCGGAAAACGUCAACGAUCCCGUGCAUGAAAACGACGUACCAACCAUGGACAAGUUCUACACCCAACCCCACCAUCAUCUGACCGAUCUUAACGAAUUCCCUAGCACCUUCCGCGAGGAUGCCCAGUAUGCACCGUCCGAAGCGGGUCUCUACACCGAGGGUGGGUUCGUCUAUGUACCGAAAACGGGCACGGCGAAGGGUAAAAAUGAAGCGCGCGCCUUACUGGACAACAUCCUCGGGUUCACCCGGCACGAGCGAUUGGAUGUGAAGAAACCGGGACCACCGGCACCUCCACCACCGUCGACACCAUCGGCCAAUGAACUACCGCAGGAAGCGUUGCCCAGCAGCAGCAGUAGGCACGACCAGGAUGACGGUUCCAAGCCGCCCAAAUCGAAAAAGGAAUUGCACGUUCACACCGAUGACAGUCACGCUCCGCACUCGGUUGAUACCGAGUAUGCGCACGUGAUUUUGAAGAAUCCAAUUGAUAACUGGAAGGAUGGAUCCCGGAUCGUUACCGCUUUAGCUGAGCUAUUGAACAUGCAGGGAUAUUUUACGCACCCAAGAGUUGAUCGCCAUGAAGUAUCAUUUCGGGUUGAACCAAACCCGGACAAGAAGACGGCUGCCGAUGUCGCGAAGCAGAUCAACGAUAGCCGUUUCAAGAAUAACCUCUCUCGGCGCCUUGGCGUUCUGGUAAUCCAAGCAGGCGUAGGCGACAAAACCAAGGAGAUUGAUGCCGUGACGACCGAACGAUUGAAGCGCGUCGAGGAAGGACCCGAUGUAACCCAUGUGAUGGCGUUUAUGUUUGCAGGAGCUGGGGCAGCGGCGAUCAUCGUGAUCGUGAUCACUUUAUUUCUUAUCAAGAAACAUGAUAAAAAGAAGGACAAGUUAGGUGGUCUACAAGCUGGCCUUGCUGGUGCAGAUAGUUGCAGUAAGGACUAUCAGGAUCUAUGCCGAGCGAGGAUGGCUGGAAAGACGGGUACAACUGAGUCGCCUGGCGGACGGAUAACUUCGUUGGCGAAAGAAGCUGAGCGGCCACCGUCGUCUAGGUCCAGUACAUCGUCUUGGAGUGAAGAACCCGCGUUAACAAAUAUGGACAUCUCUACCGGUCACAUGGUUUUAUCUUAUAUGGAGGAUCAUCUACGUAAUAAGGGUAGAUUACAGCGAGAAUGGGAGGCAUUGUGUCGCUAUGAAGCGGAACCGAGUGCGAGGGAUGCUGCAUCGCAGGCACAAUGUGCUCCACUGAACCGUCCCGGUGCUCCGCUACCAUACGAUCACUCUCGGGUAGUCCUGAACCAUUUGGCCAAUGCGGAAGGAAUGGAUUACAUUAACGCUUCUACAAUCACGGAUCAUGAUCCGCGUGCCCCGGCCUAUGUGGCCGCGCAAGGUCCAAUGCAGUCGACGCUAGCCCACUUCUGGCAGAUGGUAUGGGAACAAGGUGCGGUUGUACUAGUGGCACUUUGUCGGUUACAAGAAAACGCUGAAUCUGCUUGCGCCCGGUACUGGCCCGAGGAAGGCGCUGAAGUAUAUCACAUCUAUGAGGUGCAUCUGGUCAGCGAGCACAUCUGGUGCGAUGAUUAUCUGGUGCGAUCGUUCUAUCUGAAAAACCUGCGAACCGGAGAGACACGCACCGUUACCCAGUUCCACUUCCUUUCAUGGCCACAGAGCGGCGUGCCUACCUCGGCCAAGGCUUUGCUGGAUUUCCGGCGGAAGGUUAACAAAUCGUACCGUGGACGUUCGUGUCCGAUUGUUGUGCAUAGCAGCAACGGAUCCGGCCGUACCGGUGCGUACAUCCUGCUGGACCUGGUACUGGGUCGCAUGAACAAGGGAGCCCGUGAAAUCGACAUAGCGGCCACACUGGAGCACCUGCGUGAUCAGCGAGCUGGACUCGUUGCCACCCGGCAACAGUUCGAGUUUGUGCUGAUGGCCGUGGCCGAAGAAGUGCAUGCCAUUCUGAAAGCUUUACCACAGAACUCCGGUGCAAGCGGAGAGAAACGACCAAGUGAUCCGGAAAAGGAACAGCACCAGCAGAGUAAAGAACCAUCCGAUCCGGAGACAAAGGAAAAGGACAAAGCGACGGAUAAAUGAAUGAAGGAAAUGUUGUAGUCAAACGUUUAAUUGUAUUUUCAAGAUUUGUUUCUUUUUUAAAUUUUUUAGAUGAUUUUUGAGAUUCGAUUUUUGCCCCCCAAAAACUCGUUGCUCAAAGUAAAAACUAAUAUUCUGGGCAUGGAGAUUUAUAUUUGUUUUGUUUGCGCAUUUCAUUUAGAAAAAUAAAUAAAUCUGUAGUUUAGGGUUCGAAGUUUUAUUACAAAUUCAAAGUAGUAGCACAACUAGGUUUAACAUCAGUUGCAGUUCAAUUUAAGUUUAUGGAACCUGAAACACACGAUACCGGAAAACCAAUGCAAACGUCUUAGGGAAUUUUGAAUGACACAAGUAAAACCCAAACCAAAUUAUUAAGUAUAACUGUUAUUUAAUCAAUCCUUAAAAAAAUAAUUGAAAGAAGAAAAUGUAAUUAUUAUCCGUCAAUUUUUCUGACUAGUAAUAGAACAAAUUGACAACAUCAUAAAAUCAAGCCACGAGGGCAAAUUUUAUCCCUUUUCAAGAUGGAAAAAAAUUUGCCCUCCUGAACUGCGAAGUAUUUUCAAGCAUCUAUUGGGAAACAUUUUCUAACAACUAACCAAAUAUACCCGGCAACGAAGCUGUCUGCCGCGCUGAACACCCGCCGCCAGCCAGCGGAUAUGGACGGUGCGACGCAUCCGGAGACAAGAUCUGAAAGCAAGUUACCACCUAGAGGCACACAUACACCCACACACCGGACACGUGCAGGCGAGCAAGGUUAAACUUAUUAUCAGAUAAGAUAAAUAUCAUCAUUUAAUUAUUUCUAUAAACUGAAGGAAUAUAAAAUCAGUAACAGCAAAUAACAUCUAACCAAACCAAGUUCACAUAUGUACCUCUAAUGAAAACUUUUUUUUAAAAACAAAAAUAAAUUUUAAAGCCGUUAGAAAUGAAAAUAAUUGAAUUAAAAAGUAUAUAUUUGAAGGGCCAAUGGAUAAAAAAGGUAAGAUUAUGUAUGAGCUAACAAACACACCUGACAAAUCAGACGCAACCGACACAUCAUCACACACAAAAACACUUACACAGAGUAGGCACUGUUCAUUCACACAUACCGCCAUCUGGCGACAAACUAGGGAAACAACUAUUGAUGCAGCUAUUAGAUAGGAUUCUAGAGAAUACGAACAGAAGAAAGGGGGCUUGUUAGGAGGAGUGAGGGGACCGGUAGUCAACCGGAAGGAACAGUUGAUAAAAUAUAUAUUUUUUGAUUCCUUAUUGGAUUUGAAGACGCACGGAAAAAAGAAGACUACACGCUAAAUCUUAUUUUGGAUAACGACAAAUGAAACAUGCGAUUGUUCGAUGAAAACAGUUAAAUAACGUAAGGUAGCUUUUAAACAACAAACACAACAGAUUGAAGAACAGGCUCUUCACGCAUUUCUUCAAAUUAUAUAUAUGAAUAUGGGAGCUGUAAGAUAAGUACAUAUAUAUAUAUACAUUAUAUACAUAUACAGCAAAGGUACAUUUCGCACGUCUCCAACCAACAAAAUGUUAUAAUGAUGAAACGUAAAACUAGCACAGCAUAAGAAAUAUAAAUAUUGGCUCACCCUGUCCUGUCAAAGUGUCCUAAACUAUCCAGCCAGUUUAGGCUCGUUGACAGGUGAAAUCAUCCGAACUUUUUGCUAAUUUCCCUGGCAGAAGAAUUACGCAAGCUCGACCUUAGACUAGGUAAAUUUCCGCAGAUUCUUAGAGUAAGAUUGACAUUUAGUUGCUUUAUUUCUUUUCGGGGGCCAUACCGAAACCAUAACCUUUCAAACAGUCAAAGUAGGCGUGAAAAUUACCUCUCUCUGGUCGGCAAAGGAAUGUGGAAAGUUAAGGAAAUAUAUUGGAAACAGAACAUCCGAUUGAACAAAAAAAAACUAUUGGUUUACAUUUGAACUGUCAAACGAGUUAAAUAGAGACUGACAUAUGUCUUUUUUGUACACGUUUUCUCCUUUUUUUGCUACUAGAAUUUUGUCCCACUGGAUAAAGAACUCAAACCUUUUUGGAAAACCGUUUUCAUUCAUUUAAAUGAAACGUCUGUCCUUCGUUUUAAUUUCAAAAGCAAAUCUUACAAUUAACCAAUAAUGGGUAAAGGAAGAACCUUAUAAAAUAUAUUCGAUGUAACAAGUUUCAAAAACUAUUCAAAAGAUGCAAACACAUUUUAAGUCAUUAUUCCUAGAAAGUAGACAUAUUAUACAAUACAAAGUCUUAUACAUAAACAAACGACUAUACAUAUACAAAAGUUAUCCAUAUAGCAAACAACUAAAGCAAAAAAAAAACACAAAUGGGGCUUAUUAUUAUACAUUAAUCAUUGUUUAACUUUAGCCAACGGCAAAAAUAUUAUCGCAAUCAGUUGAUGGUAAAUCUUUGUUGUUUAGUAAUCGUACCGUUCAGUGUAGGAUCUUAGCUGUCGAAGAAAAAGCAACAGUUCAGUGUGUUGGUUUGUCUAUAUGGCCGAGAUCCUCUCCGCGCCGGUACGCGUUGUUGUGAGAAGGAACAUUGAAGGUGUUGAAUUGGAUAAAAACUGUCACAAAUUAUCUAUCAUUUAGAAGAAAAGAGAGAAAUAUAGAAGUUAUAUAUAAGUGGUAACAAAGAUGGGAAAAAUAUUCAUAUAUUCUUGUGUAUAAAUGUCCACAGUACAGCAAAUAGCAUUAUCACAAAACAAAACAGGUGAAAUAAAAUGUAUAUCAGCUAAACUUCGUUGUCUCAAUCGAACACCUGAAGAAACGCGCUUGUAUAAAAAGGUUAUGAAAUGUAAAUGCUAUUUUGAUUACAAACAAAAUAUGAUCACGAAUUGGUAAAGAAAACAAAACGGAGGAAUUCUUCUUUUGACGUAGGACUACGUCCUUUACGUUUUUAAAUCAAGCUAUGUUAAGUUUUGAAAGUAUAAUUUACUUCGUUAGUCAAAGAUUUUCAUUUUAUUGAGUCACUGCAGAAGGGUUAAAUACAACGCAACAGGGAAACUAAUUGAAAAAUUUAACAAAAAAUUGGUGUAACAAUUUCCAAAUUUUUAACAUUAAAAAAAAUAUUGUUUCAUGUUAAUCUUGAGGUGCAAGGUUGUAUUGUAUAAGUAAGUUGAUUUAAAUCUACCGAGCAGCGAAUACUGCACACACCCCGUGCAAUUUAUGAAAAGGAACGGAAUGCAAACUGUCAAAGUACACUCCUCGACAAAUAUAUGAUUAGGGCUUAAAAGCGAACUGUCAAAAUUCUCUUUAAAAGGAAAUUCUGAACAAUCCGUUACUGGCCAAACACAGUUCACAGCGGUUUAUGAAAGAGAAAACUUUUCUCUUUUGUCUACUACCAACAUCUGUGGUUGGCGAGUAACGGUUUGUCCGAAAUUUCCUUUCAAAAGAACAGUUGACAGUUGGCUUUAAAGUCGUAAUCAUAUGUUUGUCGAGACUUUUUGAUGGAGAACUUGCGAACAAACCAUUGCUCACCGAGCAUAGCAUAUAAUUAAGGUGAAAAAAAACAUCUGUUAAAGCCGAUGUUGAGGGGAAAUUCCGGACGAAACGUUACUUGCCAAGCCAAGCUGUCAAUAGUAAGCAAAAGAGAAAUGUUUUUUUCUUUCAUUGACUGCUACGAGUUGUACUUGGCCAAUAACGAUCUUUCCAGAAUUUCUCAUUAAAAUAUAUUUUGACAGAUUAUACCUUAAUUUUAGGUUAAUCAAGAGCUGUUUACUUUUAACAAAUGAGAAAAGUUUUUUGAUAUGAUCUGUGCAUCCAGAACUUCCCCUCAAAAUAUGUUUUGACAGUUGGCUGAAACGCCCUUAUCAUUAGUUACUCGAGGUAUAAUCUUUUUUAUCAACACUCUUGUGAAGCACUCUCAAAUUAUCGCCGCAAAAUUCACGAACAGAUCAGAACGUAGUUGAAAAUCGGGACGGAUUAUUGACAACAGAGACGAGUAACACCGGGAGAAAAUCACGAUAUCAAAUUUAUUUAUGUCAACAGAUGUAACCAUCACACAGACACAAAAUAUGUAAAAUAUUUACAGGAGCAGUUGCAGAAGAGUACUAAGAUCACAAACACAAACACACAUCCUUAUCACAUUUUGUGUAAUGCAUGAUAUACAUACAAUAACGCAACUAUGGAAAUAUAUAAAUGAUAUUCUAUUGAAAAAAUAAAACAAGCAAAUCAAAGUGACUCUAUUUAUCUGUAUCAUCAGAAUAGAUUACAAUUCCCAACUGCACACACUCACACGUACACACGAACAAACAUGCACAACACUGGUCUAAGUAUUUGGAAACAGUGCUUCGCAGAGAGACUUUUACUAUCAGUGCACACCGGCAGAGGAGGUAAACAUUGAUGUUUAAUUAAAGGAAAAUCCCUAUUCUAUCGAAGGUGUAAGAUGUGAGCUCUUUUUACCUGAUAAAAAGCAAAAAGAAGAAGAAGUAAAAGAAGGCAAAAAACUAAUAAAACUAAACAUAAUAGUGAACGAAUGAAGAAAAUCUACACGGCAAGUGACUGGAAGCUGAGGAUAAGCGGGGGAAAUAAAGUCCAAUUAUGACAGUCAAGAGA
Molecule: messenger RNA, 8386 nt
Organism: Topomyia yanbarensis
Lineage: Eukaryota; Metazoa; Arthropoda; Insecta; Diptera; Culicidae
Gene: IA-2
Product: receptor-type tyrosine-protein phosphatase N2
Exons: 10
Coding region: 699-3869 (1056 amino acids)
Biological process (GO): protein dephosphorylation
Cellular component (GO): secretory granule
Molecular function (GO): protein tyrosine phosphatase activity
Source: RefSeq, a predicted model, not a curated record